GCCGGACGGUAGCUAACAAGAGCGAUUGAAUGGAUAUUUCCCGGUGCACCGAGAAAUGGGUAAAACAAAACAAGGAGAGGCCUCUGUCUUCCUCCAUCAUGCUGUCAAAUAAGAAAGACCCCGGUUCUUCGUCCUCUUCUUCCUCGGGGGGCAGUGGGGGUGAUCGGGCAUUGGACACCCCCGCGGGGUCCCAACCGGGCACCACUGGUUCCGCAGCCUUGUCCGCGGAUGUGAAAAAGAAGGAGAGGGCAUCUCCCAGCGGUGAAGCAUGUGGGCCACCUCUCCCCCACCCCUCUGGCCCAGGAGGGGCAGAGCAGGACUCGGCCGAGGGUCGCCGCACUAGCCGCCGCAAGAGAGCCAAACAGGUGGAGUACAGGGAAAUGGACGAGAGCCUGGCCAACCUGUCCGAGGACGAGUACUAUUCAGAGGAGGAGAGAAAUGCCAAAGCAGAGAAAGAACGAAAGCAAGUGCUCCCUCCACCUGCACCACCUGUGGAGGAGGAGAACGACAGUGAACCCGAGGAGCCUUCAGGGUUAGAGGGGGCAGCUUUCCAGAGCCGCCUCCCACAUGACCGCAUGACCUCACAGGAAGCAGCUUGUUUCCCUGACAUCAUCAGUGGUCCCCAACAAACUCAGAAGGUCUUCCUCUACAUCCGGAAUCGCACGCUUCAGCUCUGGUUGGACAACCCAAAGGUCCAGCUCACCUUCGAGUCUACCGUGCAGCAACUGGAUGCUCCGUACAACAGUGAUGCCGUCCUUGUGCACAGAAUCCACAGCUACCUGGAGAGGCACGGUCUCAUCAAUUUCGGCAUCUACAAGAGAGUGAAACCUCUUCCGAGUAAGAAGACAGGGAAAGUGAUUGUGAUUGGUGGGGGCGUAUCUGGUCUGGCAGCUGCGAGGCAGUUGCAGAGUUUCGGCAUGGACGUGACCGUGCUGGAGGCCAGGGACCGUGUUGGAGGGAGAGUGGCCACCUUCCGUAAGGGGAACUAUGUGGCAGACCUGGGGGCCAUGGUAGUCACAGGCCUGGGUGGCAACCCCAUGGCUGUUAUUAGCAAGCAGGUAAACAUGGAGCUGGCCAAGAUUAAACAGAAAUGCCCCCUCUACGAGGCUAAUGGCCAGGCUGGCGAGCGAUGCACUAGUGUUCCAAAGGAGAAAGAUGAGAUGGUGGAACAAGAGUUUAACAGGCUCCUGGAGGCUACCUCAUACCUUAGCCAUCAGCUUGACUUCAACUUCCUUAAUAACAAACCUGUGUCUCUGGGCCAGGCGCUCGAGGUGGUCAUUCAGCUACAAGAGAAACACGUGAAGGAUGAACAAAUUGAACACUGGAAAAAGAUUGUGAAAACACAGGAGGAGCUCAAAGAGUUGCUCAAUAAGAUGGUGGCUACUAAGGAGAAAGUGAAGGAGCUCCAUCAGCAGUAUAAGGAGGCGAGUGAAGUGAAGCCUCCCAGAGACAUUACAGCUGAGUUCCUGGUCAAGAGCAAACACCGUGACCUGACGGCCCUCUGCAAGGAAUAUGAUGUGCUGGCCGAGCAGCAGGCAAAACUUGAGGAAAGACUACAGGAACUAGAGGCCAAUCCUCCCAGCGAUGUGUAUCUCUCAUCACGAGACAGACAGAUUCUGGACUGGCACUUUGCAAAUUUGGAGUUUGCCAAUGCCACCCCUCUCUCCACUCUGUCUUUAAAACACUGGGAUCAGGAUGAUGAUUUUGAGUUCACAGGCAGUCACCUGACGGUGCGGAAUGGUUACUCAUGUGUUCCUGUGGCGCUGGCCGAGGGCUUGGACAUAAAACUCAAUACAGCUGUCCGCCAGGUGCGCUACACCUCCUCAGGCUGUGAGGUGAUAGCAGUGAACACGCGCUCCACCACCCAGACGUUCAUCUAUAAGUGUGACGCCGUGCUAUGCACGCUGCCUCUGGGGGUGAUGAAGCAGCAGCCCCCUGCAGUGCAGUUUGUGCCCCCCUUGCCUGAGUGGAAGACCGCUGCCCUCCAGAGAAUGGGCUUUGGGAACCUUAACAAGGUGGUGCUGUGUUUUGACCGCGUGUUCUGGGAUCCCAGUGUGAACCUGUUUGGCCACGUCGGGAGUACCACGGCCAGCCGCGGAGAGCUCUUCCUCUUCUGGAACCUCUACAAAGCCCCCAUACUGCUGGCCCUCAUGGCCGGAGAGGCCGCAGGUAUUAUGGAGAACAUCAGCGAUGACGUCAUCGUGGGCCGUUGCCUAGCGAUCUUGAAGGGGAUCUUUGGUAGCAGUGCGGUCCCUCAGCCGAAGGAGACGGUGGUGACGCGUUGGCGCGCUGACCCCUGGGCUCGGGGGUCCUACUCGUAUGUGGCAGCUGGUUCCUCUGGCAACGACUAUGACCUCAUGGCCCAGCCCAUCACACCUGGGCCAGCCAUACCUGGGGCUUCACAGCCAGUACCUCGACUCUUCUUUGCGGGGGAGCACACGAUCCGGAACUACCCGGCGACGGUGCACGGGGCCCUGCUGAGCGGCCUAAGGGAGGCAGGCCGUAUCGCGGACCAGUUCCUCGGCGCCAUGUACACACUGCCUCGGCAAAGCACGCCCACCGCCAACCCACAGCCCUCUCCUAGUGUGUAGAGAGAGUCUCUCACACACACCACAGCCCUCAUAGAGCAUGUAGAUAGAUAAUGCCAAUCCUCAGUCUUCACCCAGAAUGUAAAUGCAUGCACACACAUGCCUGCACCCACACCAACCUGCAGCUCCCUCCACAAACUGUUGAGAGACAAAGAGAGAGACAGACAAAGAUUGGAGGGAGGGAUGAGGCACAGGAAGUCUGGGAGUUAUAGCCAGUGAGAUGAUUCUGAGUCUAGGAGUGUGUGUGUGUGUGUGUGUGUGUGUGUGUAUGCGCAUAUGUGCAAGUUAUAGGAAAGGAGGGAGGCUGGAUAGACAGAGUGGGAGACAGCAGGAGAUGAGUGCGGAUAAGCAAACGGAAUUAAUGUUAACAAGAAGUCAGGAAAUCUCUGGUGAGUCAGACUGUGUGUGUGUGCAGUCAGUAUUGUUCUUGCUGUGGAAGCUGGAGUUUAAGGCAAACUCAGGGUCUUCCUGUUAGCUGUGUUGUGGCUAGCUUCACUCCCUGCUUCAGAUGCUCUGCUUCUUUUGGGGAAUUUUCUACAAUCUACUAAAACAUUCCCAGUGACCUCAUGUCAGGCUAGAGGUUAAAGUUUGGAAUUCCUCCUUUUGGGAGUUGUUUAUGGGAUGAUUAGAAAACCUGAACUAGAUCAAGUGAACUUCACAAGCAACAUACAAUCAGACACACACACAGCUGUGUCCAGGGUCUGCAUACCAUGAAGAGCGAGCACUAAUGAAGUUCAACCCUAGUGGAGAUGUUUGUGCUGCCUCGGUACAUUCAUGUGAACCUCCUACAUGGCCUACAGAUCACACCCAUGGCUGUAGGGAAACGCUACUCAGACGUUUCUCAGAGCCAACGGCGGAGGAAAAGGUGCCUCUAUCUACGUUGCCAGCGCCGAGGAUUAAAACAACUUCCUAGCACAUGUUUCAGAAGGGACUUUCUCUCUCGUCUCAUAAUUUAACUCGAUCAUGGACUGGAGUCAGAAUCACAAACCUCUGCUGCACCAGUUAUGCAUGCUCCUUCAUUUUUUUAUUUUUUGUUCUGUGGUGUGGAGGAGAGACCCCGCGCUUGGUGAAAGUGGGUUCCUGCAGGCGUCCCGUGUCCAUCGAUACAGUAGAGCCACCAUUUUAGUUCAGGACGGAGAAAAACAGUAUCUUGUUAAAUAGUUAUUUUUGUUGAAAUAUGAAAUGUGUUGAAGGGGCAGUCUUUUUCUUACUUUUUUUUUUUUUUUUUAUACUUUGUGGACUUUGGUAUUAAAUGAAAGAAAUGUUGCUGAAUUUUGAGCCCUCUGCUGUGUGUGUGUGAGUGAGAGGGUAGAGUUAGUUCAGAAAGUAAUGCACAAAGUCUUUGCCCAAACUCACUUUUGUUUCUUCUCUUUUCCUCCAUCUCUCCCCUCACUUCCACAGUUCCCUCGUUCACUCUGCUCAAGUACUGAUCUCUCUCUCUCACACACACACACACACACACACACACAGUGUUUUAAAACGGUCUGUGCCACAGUUCCACAGUGGGUGAUGUUAAUAUUCUUAACAGGUAAGUGCCAUGACUUGGAUAAAGCCAAAUAAAAUACCACUUAAUGGAAAUUCUCUCCAUAAUUCACAUGACAGUACACCAGUCCUAGUGUAGCACACUUGCUCACCCAACCUUUUACAUACACAAGUCACACCCCAAUGUGUUAAAUAUGUAAACAACGUGUUCGCUCAGUGGCAGUUGUGACUCACACAUGGUUUGAGCUCAUCUUCAAACCUACCUGCUG
Electrophorus electricus (electric eel) is the source of this 4339-nucleotide messenger RNA. The record is from RefSeq and is a predicted model, not a curated record. Lineage: Eukaryota; Metazoa; Chordata; Actinopteri; Gymnotiformes; Gymnotidae.